AUGGCUAGAACAAGAAGAAAACCCUCCUUUUUCAAGGCUCUUGUACAUGACUUCUCCAACCAGUUGAAAAUCCCUCCGGCUUUUUACGUGCAUUUUGCUGGAGAGGUACCUUGGAGGUCUGUUCUCCGGACCCCAGCUGGAACUUGGAAUGUAAAUGUGGAAAAGGUUAAUGAUGGUUUCUUUUUCCAAAAGGGUUGGAAGGAAUUUGUGCACGACCAUGGUUUAAAGCUUUGUGAAUUUCUAAUUUUUCGAUAUGCUGGAAAUUCGAAAUUUGAUGUUGACGUAUAUGGAAGAAAUGGGUGCAAAAAGGAGUUUGUAAUGGCGGUUAGCAAAAAUGACGGAUCCCUUGAGGAGGGACAUGAUAAUGCAAUUCAUGGAAAGCAGAAUGUAGAUGGCCAGGGCUUUGGCUCAGCUGAUGGAACUACAACUAGUCAAGCCAUUUGUGCCAUAAAAAAUGAAGUAAUUGAUGUUGAAUCUGAUACAUCGAUGGAUAUUGAUGAGCCUGAUACUCAACAGGAUCAACUUAACGAGGAUUCCGAAAUUGGGUUGCCUAGAGAGUUGGGUUCUACAGAGCAUUUUUAUUCAAGGACUCAAAUGGAAAAUCCGAGUGAAGCUCUUGAAGCAGCCAAAAAUUCUCUUCUAAGCAUCCUUUCUUCAGAGCUAUUAUGCAUAAAGCAUAUGUGA
Messenger RNA from Prunus armeniaca (apricot), 684 nucleotides. The record is from the annotation of a GenBank genome assembly. NCBI's taxonomy places the organism in Eukaryota, Viridiplantae, Streptophyta, Magnoliopsida, Rosales, Rosaceae.